UUCAGUUGGUGAAAGAUGGAAUCUCAGAUCAAGCACGCAGUUGUGGUGAAGGUAAUGGGCAGAACCGGGUCGAGAGGGCAGGUUACACAGGUGAGAGUGAAGUUUCUUGAUGACCAGAACCGUUUCAUCAUGAGGAACGUGAAAGGACCAGUCCGAGAGGGUGAUGUUCUUACUUUGCUCGAGUCCGAGAGAGAGGCUAGGAGGUUGCAUUGAUUUUGGUUGUCUUGUCAUCAUCAUUGCAAUGGUUCAGUUUUUACUCUCAUUUUGGUGUUACUUUUGAUGUUUGUUUUGAGUUGCA
Messenger RNA from Helianthus annuus (common sunflower), 298 nucleotides. RefSeq names its product 40S ribosomal protein S28-2. The transcript has a single exon. Lineage: Eukaryota; Viridiplantae; Streptophyta; Magnoliopsida; Asterales; Asteraceae. Gene Ontology annotation, molecular function: structural constituent of ribosome. The record is from RefSeq and is a predicted model, not a curated record. Gene Ontology annotation, cellular component: ribosome; cytosolic small ribosomal subunit. Gene Ontology annotation, biological process: maturation of SSU-rRNA; translation; ribosomal small subunit assembly. The coding region runs from base 16 to 213 and encodes 65 amino acids.